Messenger RNA from Schistocerca piceifrons (Central American locust), 707 nucleotides. RefSeq names its product NADH dehydrogenase [ubiquinone] 1 beta subcomplex subunit 10 (gene ND-PDSW). The record is from RefSeq and is a predicted model, not a curated record. The transcript has 4 exons. The coding region runs from base 111 to 602 and encodes 163 amino acids. Lineage: Eukaryota; Metazoa; Arthropoda; Insecta; Orthoptera; Acrididae.
UGUAAUUAUUACGUAACAUCUGCGGAUCGUCUGCAGGAGACCAGUAGGUGAAGGUGGAAGUUGAAGGUGUGGGGUUAAAGUGUAGGAUAGUGUGCGCAAAUCAAAUUAUAAUGGGUGACAAUCCACCAGGAAGAAAUCCGAUGCAAAGAUUUGCUAAUGCAGUUUCAUCAGUAGUUGAAGGCCCCGUAAUAUGGUUUAGAGAAAAGGUAGUCGAACCAAAUCGACCCACUUAUUAUUGGUAUCAUCGUAAAAUGAGACGUGUCCCAACAAUAGAUGAAUGCUAUACGGACGACGCUGUGUGCUACUUAGAGGCUAAUGCACAAUUCAAGAGAGACAAAAUGGUGGAGAGUGAAAUCUUGAGCAUACUGAGACAGAGGUAUGAAGAUUGUGUGCAUUAUGAAACUCCGGAUCAUGUGCCUAAAUGUAAACUGCUUCUGGAUCAGUACAACAAGGCUGCAGAAAAUUGGUUCAUUAAAUAUGGUGACCUUGGAUUUGUUGGAGAUGUCAGGGAUGCCUUUAUGAAGCAGAAACACCGAAUGGUAUGGGAGCGCAGACAUGGACCAGUGGGUUCAGGGAUGCGAGAAACAAAUGUGCCAGCAUAAGUGACGUGUUGGUGCAGUUGUGUAGUUCUUGUUGUAAAUUAUUAAUAAUGUUGUUUUGAGUUUCCAAAAUGAUGAUAAUAAAUAUACUUGAUUUUAUAGCUAAAA